Guillardia theta CCMP2712 is the source of this 2799-nucleotide messenger RNA. RefSeq lists its product as hypothetical. The transcript is spliced from 13 exons. Lineage: Eukaryota; Cryptophyceae; Pyrenomonadales; Geminigeraceae. The record is from RefSeq and is a predicted model, not a curated record. The coding region runs from base 1 to 2799 and encodes 932 amino acids.
AUGAAGGGGAACUUCCAGAAGCCGGAGGUCCUCGCCCCUGCUGGAGGAUGGCCCCAGCUCAAGGCGGCGGUUGAGAACGGGGCAGACGCGGUCUAUUUUGGGCUUUCCAAGUUCAAUGCACGAGCAAGAGCGUCUAACUUUCACCCUGAGCGAGACCUGCCAGCAGUAAUGGAGUACUUGCACAGGCACGGGGUGAAGGGAUACGUCACUGUCAACGUCCUCCUCUUCGACUCCGAGCUCGACGAGUUCGAGGACAUGGUCCGCUCCAUCGCCCGCCAUGGCGUCGAUGCGGUGAUCGUGCAGGACAUAGGGGCGGUGAAGAUGAUCAAGAGCAUCUCCCCCAACCUCAACAUCCAUGGCAGCACGCAGAUGAGUAUCACCUCAGCUGAGGGUGUCAAGUUUGCGCGUCGGCAGGGAGUCAGCAGAGUCGUGCUGGGCAGGGAGUUGUCUGUCACAGAGAUUGCGUCAAUCCAGAAGGAGAUCGGGGAAGAACUUAUGGAGGGCAUCGAGAUCUUUGUGCAUGGAGCUCUGUGCGUGAGCUACUCAGGACAGUGCUUCUCCUCCGAAGCAUGGGGAGGUCGCUCAGCCAAUAGAGGACAGUGCGCACAGGCUUGCCGCCUCCCUUACGAGCUGCUUGUAAACGGGAAGAGGAAGCCAAUGGAAGACGUUAAGUAUCUGCUCAGCCCGCAAGACCUGAUGGCUGUCGAGCUGGUUCCCCAGCUGAUCUCAGCUGGAGUCUCCUCCUUGAAGAUCGAGGGCAGGCUCAAGAGCCCGGAGUACGUGGCACUCACAACCAAAGUCUACCGAGAGGCUGUAGACAAGGCCUGGGAACUGUUUUCCUCUUCCUCCUCUUCCUCCAAGAAGGACACAAGCUUGAUCAGCGAGCUCAGCAGAAGGGAGCUACAGCAAGUGUUCGCGCGAGCACAGGACGAGAAUCACAACGGCCUGACCCCUGGGUUCCUGGAGGGACCUCGCCAUCAGCGACUAGUCAGGGGAAGAAAUCCGCGACAUCGCGGGAUUCUAGUGGGAAAGGUUGAGGGAGUGGAGGAUGGAGGCGUGCGAAUCAAAGUCUGCGGUCCCAUCAAACGAGGAGACGGUGUCGUGUUCGACAGAGGGGCACCUGAAGAAAAGGAAGAAGGAGGCUCCGUGUAUGAGGUGAUUGACUCUCGAGGACGGUCGGUCGCUAGGACAUCAAAUGAGGAGGUCACCUCUGGAUCCUUCCUGGUCAAGUUCGGGAAGAAUGCACUGGAACUGAGGAGGGUAGGACGAGGAGACCUGGUGUGGAAGACAAGGGACGCGGCAGUGGACAAGAAGCUCGAAGCGCUGGUUAAAGGUGGAGGAGAGAGGGGAGGACACGGAGGAGGAGCAGAAGGAGCGUCGGAAAGCGCAGCAGGAGUUAGCAUCAAAGUUUCAGGCGAGCUGGGAAAGCAGCUCACGAUUAUUGCUGAGGACCAGCUGGGAAGAGUGGGAAGAGGAACGACGAUGUCAGUACUGCAAGAGGCAACAAGCAAGGGACUGGAUGAGGAAAGUCUGCGCAAGUCCAUAGGGUUGCUCGGAGGAACAGGUCUCCGCCUCCUCCACCUUGACGUCUCUGCCCUGGCCGGAGGAACUUUCGUGCCUGCCAGUGAGAUCAAGGCAGCACGCAGAGAGGCAGUGGAGCAGCUGCUUGAGCAGAGGCUCAUGACGGCAGAGGGGAUGGCGGAGGAGGCAGUCGUAUCCAACAUCGUUGACGCAUCUUUCACCUCCCUGGCACAAGGCGAGAGGCAGGCAGGCAGGGACGGAAGGGCGCCCAAGAUCGCGAUCCUGUGCAGGACCAGAGAGCAGUGCGAGGAAGCGAUGAAGGUGGAGUGGCUGGAGGAGAUCAUCCUGGACUUUCUCGAAGUCCACGGGCUCGUUCAAGCCGUCGAGGCUGUCAGAGGCUCAGGGAAGCGAGUGAUCGUAGCGACUCCCAGGGUGCUGAAACCAGAAGAGGAGAGGAUGUGGAGGUUUUACCUCAGGCUCGGGGCGGACGCUCUGCUCGUGAGGAGCACGGGGAUGCUGCAGAAGCUGACGGACCUGGGAGGGGCUGGAGCGGUUCUCUCUGACAAGGAGGAGCUGAGAAUCCCCGAGCUCCACGGUGACUUCAGCUUGAAUGCCGCAAACAGGAUAAGCGCUCUCCACCUGCUGGAGGAGGGGUUGGCCCGCCUAGCCCCCACCCACGACCUGAACGCCUUCCAGCUGUGCGAGCUGGGAAACUCUCUGGGGCCUGGUGGGCACCAGCUGGAGGCAAUCAUCCACCAGCACCUGCCGAUCUUUCACACCGAGCACUGCGUGUUCUGCCGCUUCCUGAGCGACGGCAACAGCUACAAGGACUGCGGGCAUCCCUGCGAGACCAACUCCGUCCACCUCCGCGACCAGGCAAGGAGAGCACAGCAGGAGGGGAACGAGCAUCUGGUGCUGGCAGACAUGGGGUGCAGGAAUACUGUCUUCAACGCUAAGGCUCAGUCCGGAGUCUUUUACGUUUCUGACCUCAUCAGAGCUGGUUACAGGAAUUUUCGCAUCGAGUUGGUCGACGAGCCUCCCCAUCAAGUCAUUCCCAUCCUCACAGCUUAUCACGACCUCCUGCAUCAUCGAGCAACCCCGGGAGAGCUCUGGACGUGGCUGCGGAGUCUGCAAAACGCCAACGGCAGAGCGCAGGGGGUGGAAGAGGGUUCCCUGGUACACUCAGCUAGAGCGAGAGCCGAGGACCUCAAGCCGACGGCAUCGCAGCAGAACCCCAAGUGGUCGAAAAUGGGAGCACAGGCGCUCAAGGACAAGUGA